AUGUAUGAUGAUGUGCAUGAAGAAGACGCAAAUGAGGAUGAGGGGCAGAUGCUUAUUUCAAGGCUAGGCACACUGAGGAAUAUUUCUAUAGACAUGACUAAAGAAAUAGAGAAACAGAAUAAGAAAAUGGCGCAGCUGGACCAAUCAUUCCAGCUUUCGUUAAGCAGGAUAUUUGCAACAAUCAAAAGUGUUAAGAGCUCGUCUCCGAAACGAUUUAGAUUAUGGAUCUACUUUAUAUUUGGAGGACUGCUGCUUUCUCUUUUGUUUUUUGUGUUGUUCAUUGCUCUUUGA
This is a messenger RNA of Ordospora pajunii, 291 nucleotides long. RefSeq lists its product as uncharacterized. The transcript has a single exon. The coding region runs from base 1 to 291 and encodes 96 amino acids. Lineage: Eukaryota; Fungi; Microsporidia; Ordosporidae. The record is from RefSeq and is a predicted model, not a curated record.